Molecule: messenger RNA, 1259 nt
Organism: Moneuplotes crassus
Lineage: Eukaryota; Ciliophora; Spirotrichea; Euplotida; Euplotidae
Source: the annotation of a GenBank genome assembly
UAAUAAUAAUAAUAUUAAAGAUGGUAUUUAAGUUAGCUGUAAUUGCAACUCUUCUUGUCUUAGUCUCAACAAGAGAUGUCUGCAAAGUCUACACUUGUAGUAAGGUUGAAGAUGGAAAAAAUAUCGAGUACUGUGCAACCAGAGAUCACGAUGAUUUUGAUAUCUGGAAUGUUCAGCCGUGUGCUGGAGAGAAUAGAUUUUGUAAAACUUUCGCUGGUAAAACUCCCGAUGCACUCCAGUAUCCUGCCUAUUGUGAGGAAAUCAAGCCUGAAGGUUUCUUCCCGUGGUGGAUAAUCUUUGGAAAAGGAGGAAAUGGAGUAGAUGGUGAUUACUGUGAGACAAAUAAAGAUUGCCACCAUUCGUACUAUACUAAAGGAUCUUGCAUUGAUAAUAUGUGUCAUGCAUCCACUCGUGAAGGCUCUAAGUGCAAGAAAAGUAUUGAUUGUCCAAUGGAUCAUUUUUGUAAUUCUAAAAAUAGAUGCACUAAAGCUUUAGAACCAGGCCAAAACUGUAAAAGAGAAUAUGAAUGUGGGAGAGCUCAUAGCUGUCUUAAGUUAGUUGAACAUGGUGAUGAAAAUAUUUGUAUCCCAAAUAACUACCUCGAAGACGGAGUCCUUUUUGCUUUUGCAGACACAGGAUUCUUUAAUGAAGAGAAUGACCCAUCUCAUCUGAUGAAGGAAGAAGAUACCUCAUUUUUGGAUGGUGGAAAGAUAACUCCUACCUUAAGUCUUUAUUGUGAGUCUGUCAAUCACGUUCAGUUGGGAAAGAAUUUGUUCCAAUGUAGAAAAGCUGAUAAGAAUAUGAAGACUCAUCUUUCCAGAAAGUUACCAGCGAAAAACUGUCUCAUUGCAACAUAUUCAGAUGUGAAUCCUAAAAAUUUCGAUGUGAAGACAAAUUAUACUGAAGAAUCUCUCUGUGGAUUCAAUAAAGACAGUAGGGCUUGGUGCCCUCUCAAACUUGGAGACAAAUUAGCACAGAAAUAUUACCGCAAUUGGUCAGAGAAGAUGAAAAGUCUGAAGUGCAGCAAAUUCUCUAAGAAUGAUCCAGAAUCUGGAAGCGUAUGCUACGAAUAUCAUAAGGCAAUAGAGGAAAAGGAUGAAGAUUUAUUCUCUUACAAUAAACUCCAAGCAACUGUUAUUAGUGAAGGUAGCGCUCAAGUCUGGGCAAACACUGCUAACAACAAUAGAUGCGUUGCUGAGACUUUGACAUUCGAUUUCUGGAAUGGUCACUAUGGAUCAUUCGAUGACUCUUUUCAUUAA